Messenger RNA from Funneliformis mosseae, 1521 nucleotides. The record is from the annotation of a GenBank genome assembly. NCBI's taxonomy places the organism in Eukaryota, Fungi, Glomeromycota, Glomeromycetes, Glomerales, Glomeraceae.
AUGGUUCGUAAACAAACAGCUAAAACAAAAAAAGUUGAAGUUGAAGAUCCCAAAACACCAACUACACCAGAAUCUAUAAGUGAUAAUAACGAUAUUUCAACAACAUCAACUUUUACUUCAAUAGAACAAGAAAAUGCAACAAUAUGGUCUUCGUCAUUUUCUUGGAAUAUACAAGCAACUUCCGAACUUGAUGCAGACUCUACAAGCAACAUAUGGGAAGAGGAUCAUAAAAAUUCCGAUCAAUUAUAUAUUACAAAAAUUAAUGAAGUACUAGAUAAUAAAGAUGAUUUUGAAGAAAAUGUUUGGACGGAUGUACAAAUGGUUGCUGGAGAGCCCAAUAAUCAAUCAUUUUUUAGCGUGCCUUUUACGGUUCCCGAUUCGCCAAUUACUUUAAACCCGCAGGUAGAGAGUGACUUAACUACUUCAAAAGCUGUUGAAAUUUCUUAUAAUCAAAAAGAAGUAGAAAAUAAUCAUAAAGGCUCUAAUGAAGUAUCUAAUUCUGAAAACUCUGAUUAUGUUGUAGGAGAAGACAAUUUUCCUUCAAAAGAAUUAUCUGAUGAAUUUGGUAAAUUUACCAAUCCUGAUGUAAAGCUUGAUAAUGAAAUGAUUUUGGAUAAUCAAGAACUAAAUGAUUCAUUUAAUCAAUGUGAAAAUGUGAAAUCGGAGAAAUUGGUUGUAAAUGAGAAGGAAGAUGAUGAUUUUGGUGUUUUUGAAUGUAGUGAAGGAAGUAGUUUUGAUGAGUUUGGUGAAUUUAAGAGUGAAGACACAAAUGAUUUUUAUAAUUAUCAAAGAAACGAACAAUCUAUUUAUGAUGAUUUUGGUGAUGCUGAAAAUGGAGAAAAAAUUGAAAGUGUCAAUGUUAUUAUUACUAAAGAAAAUCAUAAUUCGGAAAUCCAAAAUGAACCACCCUUAGAUUCCUUAGAUUUGGAUCAUAACAUGUCUAUAAAAAAUUCCGUUGCUGGAUGGAUUGCUGUCUUGGAUAAAAUUUAUAAUUUACGGGUAUUAGAUAGUCACAAUAACAAAGUAAAACCCGUAUCCAUAGAAGAUCUUGUAUAUAAUUCACAUGAAAUGAUGAAUGCUAACUUGAAUUGGAGUUCGUUUAUAGAACUUUGGAGUGAUCAAGGAGGGGUUAUUGGAUUUACAUGGUGUGGUUCGCAAAUUCAAAAAUCAUUUUUGGAAUCAAUUAAUUCUUUUUCUAUGAUCAAGACGGCGAAUCGACUUCCAGGCUGUGAUUUAUUUAAUGAUAAACUAACAUUAUCAUCAUCACUCAAUCAAAUUACUCACGAUGACGAUAUACCAACUUCAUUCUCAUCAGCUGAACAAUCUACUCAUGAUAACAAAAAAGAACAGGAGAAGAAUUCAACAGAAAUACCUAAUAAUAAUAACACUGAUAACACACAAGGACAAGAUGCUCCUAUAAAGUCGAAUAAUAUUGAUCAAGGUGUAGAUUUGAAUCGAGAUUCUUGGAUAACUAUGUCAGAUCUUUCAUUUUUGGAAUCAUUAUCUUCUAGACCAUCUAGU